Girardinichthys multiradiatus is the source of this 2604-nucleotide messenger RNA. RefSeq names its product mitogen-activated protein kinase kinase 5 (gene map2k5). The transcript is spliced from 22 exons. The coding region runs from base 269 to 1603 and encodes 444 amino acids. The record is from RefSeq and is a predicted model, not a curated record. Lineage: Eukaryota; Metazoa; Chordata; Actinopteri; Cyprinodontiformes; Goodeidae. Gene Ontology annotation, biological process: protein phosphorylation. Gene Ontology annotation, molecular function: protein kinase activity; protein binding; ATP binding.
CGCUGUCGGAGAUGUCUCCUUAAAACUAGCUGCCUAGCUAAACAUUUUAUGUGUUCCUAUAUAAAACUUUGCUUCGGAGCUAAAAAGAAAACACAUUCAUCUCUCAGGCUGAAGGUUUCCGGCUAAAAUGCCGUGACAUUAGUGAGCGAGCUCAGCCUUUUACGUUUUCACGCCACUUUAAAAGAAGAGAAUCACUGCAGGAAAUUGGCUCGCUAGCCUCUGUAGCCUGACAACCGAGGAGGAUUAUGAGGCUCAAGCUUCCGUUUUUAUGCUCAUUUUUAGUCAUUGUGUAGAAAUGGACACCGAGCCGAUAGUAAUCCGUAUAAAGACUCCUCUGGGGGACAUGGACUCAUCUGUGGACUAUCCGUCUGUGCUGAACUUCAAUGAUCUGCUGGUCGCAAUCAGAGACGUGAUGCCUGAAGCCACUGUCACGGCCUUUGAAUAUGAAGAUGAGGUGGGAGACCGAAUUACUGUAAGAAGUGACGAAGAACUUAAAGCUAUGUUGUCAUAUUACUGCAACACAAUGAAUGAACAGCGCAUGAACGGACUGAUGCCAGACCCUCUACAGAUUUUUCCAAGAGCCGGCAAGACUCCAGGGAUCCGGAACAUACAUGGCCUGAAGGUUAAUACGAGGCCUAACCCAGCCAACGACUGUACUCAGGUUGUCCCCGACCCCUUAGCCAACAACAGUUUAAAGAAAUCAUCUGCAGAGCUGAAGACGAUCUUGACGAAUGGGCAGAUAAAUGCCCAAGAAAUAUACUAUCAGGAGCAACUUGGCCAUGGAAACGGAGGCACAGUUUAUAAAGCGUACCAUGUUCUCAGCAAGCGGGUUUUAGCUGUCAAGGUAAUUCCUCUGGAUAUCACAGUGGAAUUACAGAAGCAAAUCAUGUCAGAACUGGAAAUUCUCUACAAGUGUGAUUCAUCCUACAUCAUCACUUUCUUCAGUGCCUUCUUUGUAGAGAACAGGAUCUCCAUAUGUACAGAAUUUAUGGACGGCGGAUCUUUGGAUGUCUACAAAAGAAUCCCAGAACACGUUCUGGGAAGGAUCGCUGUGGCAGUUGUAAACGGCCUGACAUAUUUGUGGAGCUUGAAGAUACUUCACAGAGAUGUCAAGCCUUCCAAUAUGCUGGUGAACACCCGAGGACAAGUCAAGCUGUGUGACUUUGGUGUCAGCACACAGCUGGUAAAUUCUAUUGCAAAAACGUAUGUGGGAACCAACGCAUACAUGGCACCUGAAAGGAUAUCAGGAGAGCAGUAUGGGAUCCAUGCUGAUGUCUGGAGUGUGGGCAUCUCGUUUAUGGAGUUGGGGCUUGGCAUGUUCCCGUAUCCUCAGAUUCAGAAAAACCAAGGAUCUCUAAUGCCUCUCCAGUUACUGCAAUGCAUCGUUGAUGAGGACCCUCCUGUGCUUCCUGUUGGACAUUUCAGUGAAAAGUUUGUUCACUUCAUCACUCAGUGUAUGCGGAAGAACCCCAAGGAGAGACCUACACCUAAUAACCUCUUGGAUCAUUCCUUUAUAAUCCAAUACAACGAUGGGAAUGCUGAGGUCGUGUCCAUGUGGGUUUGUCGCUGUCUGGAGGAGAGACGAUCUCAGCUGGCUCAGUGAUACAUCUGAUGUCCUUCAGCCGUCCACAUAUAACACACCAGGACCUUUGACACCGAGUCUUGGUUACUUACAAGAGCUGUCCACAUGCACUGGGUAAAAUGUUGUUACAUACUAUAUUCGAGAAUCUGUUUAUUUAAAAAAAAAAAAAAACACUUGUGUGACAUGACACGGAGGAGCUUACUUCCUGCGACAGCGUCCAGACUUUGUACAGUCCAACCUUUGCCAUCUCUGGCUUACAUCUUGUGUAGCAGAUGCUCUGCCAUGUUUAUUUUUUAAUUUAAUUUUUCUGGAGAAUCCAGAAAUCCUGAGAACUGACUCGAAGGAUCAGUGUCGGUUAAACAACUUCACAAAGGACUGCAAAUGGCUGGCAGAGUCUCACUUUGCUGAGCACAGCCUGCAAGUGAAUGUCAAGGUUUCCUCCUGUGAGUAACUGCCCAUCUUCUGUGCCUGUUUUUCCUGUGCUGUCAUUUAUUACCUCAGCAACUUUUAAGUUGUCAUUUGAUUGAGCAACGUUUGCCAAAAAAUGCUCCUAUUUGUGCUUCUGUAUCAAACAAAUGUUUCCAUUUAAAACCAAUGUUUGUGGAAAAACUUGACCAGUUCUGUAAGGUGACAUUUUGUCAUCAGCUGGUCUAAAACACACACUGAUCAGUGCAGAUCACACUCAGAGGUGUGUGUGCAGCAUAUUUGUUUCUGUUUGAUUCUUAAUCAAACUCUGCAAGCUCACUGACUCUCCACGAACUAGGAGGAGGGUCUUUACUGGAUCUGAGUCCAGUUCUGUGAGGAUCUGCAUGGCUUUUUGAGGAGACGUAAGGAUGUUUACUUUGCCUGCACAUUUCUCACUCAUCACAGAGACACCUUUUUCAAUUUGCAUUCAUGGCACUGGGGUCCAUCUUCUUCUGGCUUUCAUGUUGGCUUUUAUUUACUUGAAUUGUCUGUGAAAUCAAAAAAAAACUGCUCUUCACAACUGGAGCUGGACUUUAUUGAAGUUUAAGCUUGUUUAA